Glarea lozoyensis ATCC 20868 is the source of this 3444-nucleotide messenger RNA. Its product is annotated as PLC-like phosphodiesterase. The transcript has a single exon. The record is from RefSeq and is a predicted model, not a curated record. Bases 1 to 3444 code for a protein of 1147 amino acids. NCBI's taxonomy places the organism in Eukaryota, Fungi, Ascomycota, Leotiomycetes, Helotiales, Helotiaceae. Gene Ontology annotation, molecular function: phosphatidylinositol-4,5-bisphosphate phospholipase C activity; calcium ion binding. Gene Ontology annotation, biological process: lipid metabolic process; phosphatidylinositol-mediated signaling.
AUGACUUCAAACUCCUCGAGUCCGUCGCUCAGGGCGACUGCAGCUGCGAUGGACCCCCAACCUACCUCGACUCCUAUGAAGCCCGCGUCCUCACGAUCUUCCUCCACCACCAGACGCUCGAGACCCAGCCAUGUACAAACGGGCUUCCUCCCCCCCAUAUCUUCCAACUAUUCCAUGCCGAGCUCUGCGAUCAGUGCAUCCUCGAUCACUUCGAGCUCGCUCCAAGCAUCCCCGAUCAUGUCUCCCGAGACGGCCCAGCUCACCACCAACAACUCUUCCAUUCAAGGCUCGCCCGAUGGCCCUCGUGGGCGUGAGUCGGACUUUCCUCCACCUCCGUUCGAGCUUCCCGAGUCAAUCGUGUCGCGCAAGUCAAGUCAGAGCGCAAUGAGCGAGGCCAUGGCUGCGAGCAAGUCUCCUGGACUUAUCCGGAGGUUGUCCAACAGAGCGUCACAAUUCGCCGGCCGCCGACGCCAGUCUUCCACCACAGCAAUGAGCCGGGAUCACAGCAACGGCCCUGUGAUCAUGCGACGGAGGAGUGAUAGCACAAACACAGCUCCGGAAGGUCGCGGUGCCAUGUUCACCGAUUCGGACUCUGAUGCGAAUGGCGACUAUCAAGAAGGUUAUUACCUUGCAGGUACAGAGCCGGCCCGGGAUUUUCCAAGCACCACAUCCUCGAUUGGCUCGUCGACAAUAGCAACCUCACCCAGUGGGGGCGGCGCUGGACCCGUGAUACCUUCGAUACUACUUCAAGGUACCAAGUUGACCAAGGUUACCAAGAAGAAGAAGCAGCUCCUCACUUUCGUCUUGGAAAAUGAGGCCGCCAAGGUGUCCUGGGACAAGAAUCGGCCGUCCAAAUCUUUCUACAUUGAUAAUAUCAAAGAUAUUCGAAUUGGUGCCGAUGCAUCCAAUUACCGUCAAGAGGUCGGACUGCCACAGGCCGAUGAAGCAAGGUUCUUUUCCAUCAUCUACGUCAAUCCCGAGAAGUCAAAGAGCAAGCAGUCGAAAGUUAUGCAUUUGAUUGCGGACGAUGAUCAGACUUUUGACCUGUGGAUCACCACACUCGACGCAAUUUCCAAGCACCGCCAAGAUUUGAUGGCAUCGUUGUCCUCGUUCCACGACAAGGCUGUCCGUUCAUACUGGCGAACGGAGAUGAACAGGAAAUUCCAAGACCGACCACAUACCGAGGACGAAGAGGUGAUUGAUGUCGUCGGUGUUGAACGUCUCUGCAAGUCGCUUCAUAUCCACGGUUCGUCUUUACAGCUGCGUCUGAAGUUCCAGCAGGCCGAUUAUACGAAAUCUGGACGCUUGAAUUUCGACGAAUUUCAAGAAUUCGUCAAAUUGAUGAAGAGACGAGAGGACGUUCGGGCCAUCUAUCGUGAGAUUGCAACUGAUGCCAGCAAAGGGCUGACUUCGAACGAAUUUUUCAAUUUCCUGACAGACAUCCAAGAGGAAGACGUCAAUGCAGAUCAGCAGCAUUGGGAUGGUGUCUUUGCUAAAUUCGCUCGCCGCUCGAAAACUAAGGAACAAGCACAACAAGACCUCAUCGAUGGCGAAGUUCCUCGUAUGAACGAGGCAGCGCUCAGCAGUUACCUCAUCUCUACCUUUAACGUUCCUCUCCACAAUGCUCCAGCGCCAAACCUAGAUCGGCCGAUGAAUGAAUACUUCAUUUCCAGCUCCCACAACACCUACCUACUCGGCCGUCAAGUCGCAGGUCAAUCUAGCGUUGAGGCAUAUAUCUCAGCGCUCAACAAAGGGUGCAGAUGUGUCGAGGUUGAUUGUUGGGAUGGAAAAGAUGGACCAGUUGUUAUGCAUGGACGAACUCUGACAAGCCAAGUAUCCUUCCGCGAUGUCAUGACAACCAUCAGCAAGUACGCUUUCGUCAAGUCACCUUAUCCUCUUUGGAUUUCUCUAGAGGUACACUGCAAUCCGCUACAGCAAACCAUGAUGGCUCAAAUCAUCAAAGAGACUUGCGGUUCGAAGCUGAUCACCCAACCUCUCGAGGAUUUGUCGACUGAGCAACUGCCAACUCCAACACAGUUGAUGAACAAAAUUCUCAUCAAGGUCAAAAAGCCUCGUAUCACAUCCGAGAACGAGGUAACAGAAGUGGUAGCCGGGCGCAGUCGGGGAAGCAGCUUAAGCUCGCCAUACAUCCGACCCCAGCAAAUGGAUGGCUCAGCGGUCCCAAACGGAUUCCUAUCUAGUAGUCCUUAUCCUUCGCGAACUGCAAGAAUAAUGGGCCGGAGCCAGCCCAAAUACUCAGGCAGCGAAGGACAAGAUAGUCUUAGUAGUAGCACUAGCGAUAGUGAAAGCUACUUCGAGGAUGGUCAAGGAGCAAACCGAGCUUAUCGCAAGCACAAAACAAGUAACAUAGUCAAGGUACUCGGUGAGCUGGGAGUUUACAGCGCUGGGCUCAAGUUCCGUGGUUUCGACGAUCCAGAGAGCAAAACCUACAACCACAUCUUCUCAUUCAUGGAGAAGACCUUUGACACUAACAGCAAAGACCAAGAAGAUAGACGUGCCAUCAUGAGACACAACAUGCGUCACAUGAUGCGAGUCUAUCCUAACGGGUGGCGGGUUGCUUCUACCAACUUCGAUCCUCUCAGAUAUUGGCGACGUGGAGUGCAGAUGACUGCUUUGAAUUGGCAAACUUACGAUCUCGGUAUGCAGAUGAACGAUGCUAUGUUCGCAAGCGGCAGAGAUCAAUCUGGCUACGUUCUCAAACCAAGUGAUCUCCGCGAAAUCAAGAUGAUCCCAACUCUCCCUGAAGAAGCUGGCAUUGGCCACGUAAAGCGGGAGCGAAAGAACGUUAACUUCUCCAUCGAUGUCAUCUCGGCACAACAGCUAAUGCGUCCUCCACCCAAGGCACUGGCUCCACACCGAAGUGUUGAUCCUUACAUCGAGGUCGAGGUCUACCAUGCCGAUGAUAAGGACAAGGAUAACAAAGGUGUCAUUGGCGAAGGUGGACUCGAUGCAUCUGCCCGCGAUUCUACAUCAGGACUUGGCACUCCUCAUCGACGUCGGACACAGAUCAUUCGUGAGAAUGGAUUCAACCCGGUCUUUGACAAGAAGUUCAACUUUGACCUUACUACCAAGUAUCCGGAUCUGGUCUUUGUCAGAUGGACAGUACGAUGCUCGCAAGACGGUUUGAAUUACAACGACAAAAGUCCUAUCCUCGCCACAUACACAGCUAAGCUUAGCAGCCUUCAACAAGGUUAUCGAACUCUUCCGCUAUUCGAUGGCAACGGUGAUCAAUUCUUGUUCUCCACAUUGUUCUGCCGCAUCAAGGUUGAGCCAGUAACCAGUAUCUAUGUCGAUGGUCCAGAGGGCACCAUUGAGCGGGAAGGCGUAUUCAGAACUAUCCGUCAAACCGUCUUCAGCCGCACUCCAAUGUCACCUAAACCCUCGGUCGACAGUGGCUCUUUCGAAAGCCAAACAAGGCAAUAA